AUGAAUGAAGAAGCGUUCAGUGCUGAAUACUUCCAGCACUUGCUAAGUUCGCUAACCCUAAAUUCAAGAGCAUUGAUUGCGGAGCUCACAAGUUUGGCAGAAAGAUUUGUCGAUAACGCUCAAGAAAUCGUUGAGCUCAUCGAUGAAAGGAUAAUGAAGAUAUUGCCGAAAUACAAACUUUGCUCGUUCUACUUGAUGGAUUCCAUAAUUAAAAAUAUCGGAAAUCCAUAUAAUUUAUUGUUUGCUACUAAUCUAUUCAAAAACUUCACGGAAUCAUACUUGAUAAUAGAUGAUACACCUACCAGACAAAAUUUGAUCAACUUAUUCAAGACUUGGGUAACUGGGAAAACAAGCGCCGGACUGGACAUCUUUCCAAAAGAAACAUUGCUCAAAGUUGAAAAAUUUAUUAUCCAAGCUACUUCACUCACCAGUUCUGUGCAACAUGAGAGCACGAGAAUCACACGAGACAUGGUUUUAAGAGAGGGAAAUUAUCUUUUGCAGUAUGUGAUUUCUCUAGACGAUGAGUUUGAAAAAGCCAUUGACUGUACUAAGAAACACGAAAAAAACUAUGAAAUUCUCCGAAAUUGCAGACUUGCCCGCAACAAUUUGAUUCUGGAAAUAAACCUCAUCAGUGAGUGCACAAUGCUAGAGAGCAGAGAUGAAUUCGACAGAAAAAAAGACCACUAUGUUCAGCGACUUCGAGAAAUAAGAAAGGUCUUUGAUGACCAAGGAAAGAUACAACAUGGUGUAUUACAAAUACCAAAGGAGGUAAACAGCACUCCCAAAGAUGAUCUUGAAGCUGAAACGAUAUUGUUGAAUCUCACGCCAAAACGUAUUGAUGUCUUGAGUUUACUCGGAGAAACAAUUGAUCACGCAUUUGAAUCUGCCGUUAAACUGUGGGGCGUUCAUCGCUUUGAUCGACCCAUUUUAAGCGUGGAUCUGGAGUUAGUAAACAAUCGCACAGCUUUGAAUCAAGAACCAGAGGCAGUGUCAGGAAAUUUAGCAGGGACCUUGGGUAUAAGCUAUGAUGCAGUCAAUUUCCAGGGAAUGGGCCCUGAAGAUCAAGUCAAAGAAAUUGCAUUGGACCUGUCUGGAUUUUCCUACGAAGAUGAGGGUGACGGCUACGAUCCUGAACUCACUUUCGACGAUUCAGACAACAAGCACAGUCCACCCUCAAGUGCAACCAAUGGUGUGUUUGUACCUGGAAAAUCAAGUUUAAAAAGGACAAAUCGCAGUGAGGAGAGAGCGGUGAAAAGAGUUCGUUUUGAAGUAUGAAAACGGCUCUCAUUUUUAAUAGUCUCUACUCAAAUAUCUACAUAUGCCAUUAUCCUGUUCAUGACUGUCAAGCAAUAUUGUCAGAGUUGUUGAACGAUAACUAUACUUCGACACAACACGGUCUACCAUGACAAAAAUUUCAAUAAUCUGAACAUUUCUCACGUGAAAGUAUCCAUGUAUUCAUUCGUGUACACAUCUAAGCUAAAUUUCCAGACUUUUUCAUGUGCCAGUAAGAGGUCAAGAAUGGGAAAGCAAAGAAGAAUCCGUAGGUCCCCCACCACACAAUACCAAAAGGAAUCUUUCUGUCCUUAACUUUGAAUGGCAAGUUGGAAUAAAUACCAGUUUUUGGGGAGCCGUAC
Messenger RNA from Metschnikowia bicuspidata var. bicuspidata NRRL YB-4993, 1634 nucleotides. RefSeq lists its product as uncharacterized. Gene Ontology annotation, cellular component: cytoplasm; mRNA cleavage factor complex. NCBI's taxonomy places the organism in Eukaryota, Fungi, Ascomycota, Pichiomycetes, Serinales, Metschnikowiaceae. Gene Ontology annotation, biological process: termination of RNA polymerase II transcription. The record is from RefSeq and is a predicted model, not a curated record. Gene Ontology annotation, molecular function: RNA polymerase II complex binding; mRNA binding. The transcript has a single exon. Bases 1 to 1275 code for a protein of 424 amino acids.